GCAGUGCUACCAACAUGCGAGCGCUCGCAACGGUGUGUUUCUCUUUCCGGCUAGCGCCAUUGUCAAACACGGACGUGUAAAACAAAAAUAAGACCAUGUCAGAGGUUGAGGCAUUCGAGAACUUCGAGGAGGCCGCCCCGGCCCAGGUCUUCGACCAGGCCCCGGUGGUCCAGCCGGCCGAGCUUCCGGACAUUAAGCUGUUCGGUCGCUGGAGCAGCGACGACAUCCACAUUUCGGACAUUUCCGUGUCGGAUUACAUCGCCGUCAAGGAGAAGCACGCCAAGUAUCUGCCGCACUCGGCCGGCCGGUACGCGGCCAAGCGCUUCCGCAAGGCCCAGUGCCCGAUCGUGGAGCGGCUUACCAACUCGCUGAUGAUGAAGGGCCGCAACAACGGCAAGAAGCUGAAGGCGGUCCGCAUCGUGCGCCACGCGUUCGAGAUCAUGCAUCUGCUAACCGGCGAGAACCCGCUCCAGAUCGUGGUCCAGGCCAUCAUCAACUCCGGACCCCGCGAAGACUCGACCCGUAUCGGUCGCGCCGGUACCGUCCGCCGUCAGGCCGUCGAUGUGUCGCCGCUGCGUCGCGUCAACCAGGCCAUCUGGCUGCUGUGCACCGGAGCCCGCGAAGCCGCAUUCCGUAACAUUAAGACCAUCGCCGAAUGCUUGGCCGACGAGCUGAUCAACGCUGCUAAGGGUUCCUCCAACUCGUACGCGAUCAAGAAGAAGGACGAACUGGAACGUGUUGCCAAGUCUAACCGAUAAGCGGUUACUGUGCUUCGUCAAACAAACAAAAACACUUCUUGGCUCCGGUGGUUGCCCUCUCACGUUUUACUAUGUGUGUGUUGUGCGCGCGCAUAACCAAACCAACUUACAUCCUAAGAUCCGCUUGCGCAUUCAAAAACGUGAAUAAAACUUGAAAAUGAUGUAAAAAUUGAC
Molecule: messenger RNA, 932 nt
Organism: Culex quinquefasciatus (southern house mosquito)
Lineage: Eukaryota; Metazoa; Arthropoda; Insecta; Diptera; Culicidae
Product: 40S ribosomal protein S5
Exons: 4
Coding region: 96-758 (220 amino acids)
Biological process (GO): translation; ribosomal small subunit assembly
Cellular component (GO): cytosolic small ribosomal subunit; ribosome
Molecular function (GO): mRNA binding; structural constituent of ribosome; rRNA binding
Source: RefSeq, a predicted model, not a curated record